Suillus paluster is the source of this 270-nucleotide messenger RNA. RefSeq lists its product as uncharacterized. Lineage: Eukaryota; Fungi; Basidiomycota; Agaricomycetes; Boletales; Suillaceae. The transcript has 3 exons. The record is from RefSeq and is a predicted model, not a curated record. Bases 1 to 270 code for a protein of 89 amino acids.
AUGGAUCCCCACGAGAACUCUCGACCCACACCAGCACCCCCCACUACAUUAUUCUCUACCACUACCUCCAAUGUUGGCCUACACCGCUCAUCCACCUGGUGGCCAGUUCGUGCAGGUCAUGCUCUGCCACCUAUUGUUGGUGUUUCUCUCGCGUGGGGCGAAUUGCUCCACGCCGCAGCGGGUGCUCCUGCCCAGGACAAUGACUUGAUACGAGAUGAAGACUAUGUUCCGGACCCCAAUUCACAGCCACAAUCCGCCGGAUCGCAUUGA